Messenger RNA from Elephantulus edwardii (Cape elephant shrew), 4005 nucleotides. It is a transcript of the gene USP38, whose product is annotated as ubiquitin specific peptidase 38. NCBI's taxonomy places the organism in Eukaryota, Metazoa, Chordata, Mammalia, Macroscelidea, Macroscelididae. Gene Ontology annotation, cellular component: nucleus; cytosol. The record is from RefSeq and is a predicted model, not a curated record. Gene Ontology annotation, biological process: protein deubiquitination; ubiquitin-dependent protein catabolic process. Bases 512 to 3619 code for a protein of 1035 amino acids. The transcript has 10 exons. Gene Ontology annotation, molecular function: cysteine-type deubiquitinase activity; cysteine-type endopeptidase activity.
UUCUAAAUCCGGGUCAAGGGUGUUCGCCCAUCUCUCGGCUACCCGGCUGCUCUUCUUGGCAGUCUCCCGGACUGGCACUCCAAACUUAGCUGAGCACCGGAUAUUACUCACGACCUGCUGGAGCCUGGACGCCCACACCUGCCCCGAGACGAGGAGGUACGCCUCCUCACCUUCCGACUUGAACCUUCCAGCCUUGCGAACUCACUGCCUCCAGGUGACCCCACCCGGCCCUCCCCACUAAAUGUUGACAGGUACCGCGGGGCCAAGGAGGCGGCUCCUUAGACCGGCAAAAGGUAGUACUAGUUCGUAGGCGCCCCUUGCCUUCCAGCUCGUGCCUGGGACUGGAUGGACAUUCCUACCCGAUAAAUGUGGCUAGUGAGGCGGCAGUGGCGGUGGCCAGUCCCGCUGUUUCGUUUCAAGUUCCCCUCCGUCCGGAGGCUCUCCUGUCGGUCCUCCAGGCUGUCACCACCUUCUCCUUACCCCCUGGCCCUCGCCUUGCCGCGUAGCCACAAUGGACAAGAUCCUGGAGGGGCUGGUGAGUUCUUCGCACCCGCUGCCCCUAAAGCGCGUGAUUAUUCGGAAGGUGGUGGAGUCGGCGGAACACGGGCUAGAUGAGGCACAGUGCGAGGCCAUGUUUGAUCUGACCACCCGGCUCAUCUUGGAAGGCGAGGAUCCUUUCCAGCGGCAGGUGGGGCACCAAGUGUUGGAGGCUUACGCACGCUAUCACCGACCAGAGUUCGAGUCCUUCUUCAACAAGACCUUUGUACUGGGCCUUCUUCAGCAGGGUUACCACUCUCUGGACAGGAAGGACGUAGCCAUCCUGGACUACAUUCACAAUGGCCUGAAGCUGAUCAUAAGCUGCCCGUCGGUGCUGGAUCUCUUCAGCUUGCUGCAGGUAGAGGUAUUACGGAUGGUAUGCGAGAGGCCAGAGCCGCAGCUGUGUGCCCGCCUGAGUGACCUCCUGACCGAUUUUGUGCAGUGUAUUCCCAAGGGGAAAUUGUCGAUCACCUUCUGCCAGCAGUUGGUUCGGACCAUCGGCCACUUCCAGUGUGUGUCCACUCACGAGAAAGAGCUGCGGGAAUAUGUCUCCCAGGUGACAAAAGUGAGUAACUUGCUGCAGAACAUCUGGAAGGCUGAGCCUGCAACAUUGUUGCCUUCUCUGCAAGAAGUUUUUGCAAGCAUCUCCUCCACAGAUGCAUCAUAUGAACCUUCUGUAACAUUGGCAAGCCUUGUACAGCAUAUUCCUCUGCAGAUGAUUACAGUUCUCAUCAGGAGCCUUACUACAGAUCCAAAUGUCAAAGAUGCAAGUAUGACCCAAGCUCUUUGCAGAAUGAUCGACUGGCUGUCCUGGCCUUUGGCUCAACAUGUUGAUACUUGGGUGAUUGCACUACUAAAAGGACUGGCAGCUGUCCAGAAAUUUACCAUUUUAAUAGAUGUUACUUUACUGAAAAUAGAACUGGUUUUUAAUCGACUUUGGUUUCCUCUUGUGAGACCUGGUGCUCUUGCAGUUCUUUCUCACAUGCUGCUUAGUUUUCAGCAUUCUCCAGAGGCUUUCCAUAUGAUUGUUCCUCAUAUAGUAAGUUUGGUUCAUUCUUUCAAAAAUGAUGGGCUGCCUUCUAGUACAACCUUUUUAAUGCAGUUAACAGAGUUGAUCCAUUGUAUGAUGUAUCAUUAUUCUGGAUUUCCAGAUCUCUACGAACCUAUUCUGGAGGCAAUAAAGGAUUUUCCUAAACCCAGUGAAGAGAAGAUUAAGUUGAUUCUCAGUCAGAGUGCCUGGACUUCUCAAUCCAAUUCUUUGGCAUCUUGCUUGUCUAGACCUUCUGGAAAAUCUGAAACUGGGAAAACUGGUCUGAUUAACCUAGGAAAUACGUGUUACAUGAACAGUGUUCUACAAGCAUUGUUUAUGGCCACAGAUUUCAGGAGACAAGUAUUAUCUUUAAAUCUAAAUGGGUGCAAUUCAUUAAUGAAGAAGUUACAGCAUCUUUUUGCCUUUCUGGCUCAUACACAAAGAGAAGCAUAUGCACCUCGAAUAUUCUUUGAAGCUUCCAGACCUCCAUGGUUUACUCCUCGAUCACAGCAAGACUGUUCUGAAUACCUCAGGUUUCUACUGGACAGGCUUCAUGAAGAAGAGAAGCUCUUGAAAGCUCAGUGUUUGCACAAGCCUUCUGAAAGUCUGGGGUGUGGUGAAACUUCCUUACAAGAAGUAGCCAGUAAGACGACUUGCACAAGUGAUGAAGAGAAGACUUUAAUAGAAAAAAUGUUUGGGGGAAAGCUACAAACUCACAUAUGCUGUUUGAACUGCAGGAGUACCUCACAAAAAGUGGAAGCCUUCACAGAUCUCUCACUUGCCUUUUGUCCUUCCUCUUCUGUGGAAAACUUGUCUUUUCAAGAUCCAGUAUUGUUGCCUAAUGCACAAGAUGAAACUUUAAUGCAAGCCAGUGCAUCUGGUCCUUCUGAAGACUCAGUAGAUUAUAAUCCAGCAAUAACUGCCUUUGUCCAUGACUCAGUUGAGAAUGAAAGAUCAGUAGGUGUUCUUCCUGAUGAGCUUCGCUGUACUGAAAACACUUCUGUCCCUAAUGAGUCUAGCAAGAUUCUUAGUAAUAAAAAUGUAUCUCAGAAGCCAGGAGGUGAAACUACACCUUCAGUAACUGACUUAGUAAAUUAUUUUUUAGCUCCAGAGAUUCUUACUGAUGAUAACCAAUAUUAUUGUGAAAAAUGUGCUUCCCUACAGAAUGCUGAGAAAACUAUGCAAAUCACAGAAGAACCUGAGUAUCUUAUUCUUACUCUUUUAAGAUUUUCAUAUGAUCAGAAGUAUCAUGUGAGAAGAAAAAUUUUGGACAGUGUGUCCCUACCACUGAUUUUGGAGUUGCCAGUUAAAAGAACUUGCUCUUCAUUGUCAGAAAGUUGGUCUAUUGAUGUUGAUUUCACUGAUAUUAGUGAGAACCUAGCUAAAAAAUUAAAAUCUUCUGGGACUGAAGAAACUUGCUGUCCAAAGUUGGUACCCUAUCUACUCAAUUCUGUGGUGGUCCACUCUGGUAUCUCCUCUGAAAGUGGGCAUUACUAUUCUUAUGCAAGAAACAUCACAGGCACAGAGUCUGUAUACCACCUCUGUCACCACCAAUCUGAAACUCUGGUGUUAGCGUCUUCCCACAGUCACUUACUGGGGAAAGACAGCCCCACUGCAGUUACUGAACAGGAUUUGGAAGAAAAGGAAAUUUCAAAAGAGUGGUUUUUAUUUAAUGAUAGCAGAGUGACGUUUACCUCAUUUCAGUCUGUCCAGAAAAUUACGAGUAGAUUUCCAAAGGACACAGCUUAUGUGCUUUUCUAUAAAAAGCAGACCAGCACUAAUGGCUUAAGUGGUAAUAACACAACCAGUGGACUUGUGGUAAAUGGAGACCCACCUCUACAGAAAGAACUUAUGGAUGCUAUAACAAAAGAUAAUAAGCUAUAUUUACAGGAACAAGAGUUGAAUGCUCGAGCCCGGGCUCUACAGGCUGCAUCUGCCUCUUGUUCAUUUCGACCCAAUGGAUUUGAUGACAAUGACCCUCCUGGAAGCUGUGGACCAACUGGCGGAGGAGGUGGAGGAGGAUUCAAUACAGUUGGCAGACUCGUGUUUUAAUCCCAAGACAGUCCAAAAUGCACUGAUCACAAACCAUCCAGUACUAUGACUGUUAAAAUGUCAGACUAUAACAUAUAUCUAUCUUUUAUUUUUCUUUUUAUUAGACCCUUACACUUUAAGAAAACACACUCAGUGCUUGUUUUUCUUUUCUUGACAAUACAUGUAUUAACAAAAUGCAUCAUGGGAAAGAAAAAUCUACCUCUUGAAAUUCCAUUUGCUUUUAUGGUUAGACAUGCUUGACCAAAAACUUUCAGAAGCAAAUAUGUAUGUGGUCCCUAAUUAAGCUGCAUUAUAUUGAAUAGAGGUAUUUUAAGUGGUUCUAUCCUCAGUUUUGCUGAAUGAAAUAUAAGAAUCAUUUAGCAUCCUUAAAAAAGAACUGAUGUUAG